Messenger RNA from Marchantia polymorpha subsp. ruderalis, 2732 nucleotides. The record is from the annotation of a GenBank genome assembly. NCBI's taxonomy places the organism in Eukaryota, Viridiplantae, Streptophyta, Marchantiopsida, Marchantiales, Marchantiaceae.
AUCAUGAGGCUGACUCGAACGAAUGAACAGCAGGCAGCAGAGAGCGAGGCGCGACUGAGCCCAGCGCAGAUUUCGUGGAGGCACGCGCUGGCCGUGGCCAGGCCGUGCCAUGAUUGACCAAAGCCAAAUCGGAGCUCGCUACUUGGAAAAGCUCGACCGGCUCCGACGAUAGAUUCCGAAAAUAGCUUCUGCUUCUUCGACUGGCUGCGCCGAUGGCGGAGCUCGAAGUUCUUUCUCCAUAGAUAAGCCGUCGGCUGAAAUUCCCCUCGCCCCCCAGCCCCCCAGCCCCCAACCCCCAGACCCUGCCCCGAUGCUCCUGCUUCGCCUGGCCUUCGUCUACCACGUCCGCUGAAAUACGAUGGCCACACUCCAUCUCCGACUCCAGGUCCAGCAGCAGCCGCUCGUCGACGAGUGCCAGUCCCAGUCCUCCACUCCCUGCACUGCUCCCGUGGCACGGUAGGAGGACGCAGGCAGGCCGAACGGCAUGGAGGGGGGCGACCGAGGAGAGAGGAGCAAGAGGGCCUUCAUGGGGAGGAGGAAACGCGAGGAUUAGGAGCAGCAGCCCACAGCAGCCUUUGGCAGUAAGCCCCUGCUCGAUUCGGGCCGGUUCUGAGUGUUAUGUCGAUCGAGCCGUGAACACUAUGUUCGGCGGCGCAGUGCGGGAACAGCUGCCCCUCUCGGAGAAGGUCUGAGCGCAAAGGGGGAGGAAGAGAGCGUUCGCCCAUGGCGGGCACUUUCGUGGCCAGAUUGAAAAGUCCUUUCCUGCGAAUUCGAAGAUGCCGAAGCUUGAAAGUCGGGUCGAACGAGCAUCAUCCGCAGGAGCCUGGUAGCUGCACUGCGGACUUCAAGCAGGCGAAGUCGCCCCCUUCUUUUCUCGAGAAGAAGGGCCGGGGAAUGGGAAUGGGGAUGGGAAUGGGAGCAGCAGCAGCAGCAGCAGGGCCGGGAGCUGGAGGAGGAGGAGGAGGAGGAGCCGACAGACUUAUCACGAGCCACCAAUCCUUGAAAGUGGUCGACUCGCCCUCCACCACCGGCAAUCACAAGCCUUCUGCCGAAUCGCUGGUGGAGUACAAGCGCCGUCGGAGCGACGUCUGCGCCCCGAGGAGGAGGAGGCGAACCUUCGAUGGGGGCAAGGGAAGAAUGUGCCGAGAUGGGUCCCUUCAAACUCUGUUCCGGGACGCAGAAUCCAGCGAGCCGAACCGCAAGAUCUUCUGCGCCGCUCCCAUCUUACGCAAACUGUCCAACUUCUUCGGGAGGAAACGCGCCGGGACUGUAUCCUGCAUCCAGGGAAUGGACUGGAGCUCCAACUUACAGAAUCACAGGCCCAGAGGUUACAAGCUCUUCUCGAAGCGAAAGCGGUCAGUGACGCUGGUCAGGUUUAAGAAAGAUGCACCGACUCAGGACGACUCGAAAUCUGGCGGCGCCGCCUCGAAGCUGAGUCCGAGGAGGACUCCUGGGAGGGAACUUCUGUCGUCGAGCCCCAUGUCCCCCCCCGUGACCCUCGCGCGGUCCGAAGAAGCGUGCCCCUUCGGUCUCGAGGACACAUCCGUCUACGACGAGAGGAUACACAUGACGGAGACGGCGAACACGACGGGCGCGAGCCCCACGCGAAGCCUGUCACCGAUCUCCCGAGAGCAGCCUACGUCUCCGAACAAUUUUGACGACGAAGAGGAAGACGACGACGACGACUUGGGCAUGGAGGAAGACGACUCGUACCUGAGGAAAUAUGGCGGAGCAUCGCAACCACCGUAUGUUGUAUUUUGUAUUCGGCCGAGGCGGUACUCGCUGGCUCCGAGCAGAUUCCAACGAGAGCAUCUGGAGAGACUGAGGAACGCAGCCAAAGUUUCGCCCUCGAGGCGGAAUUCCGAGGACCUGUGAGCGGGCAGGAAUCUCUCGGAUUUCUCUAGGGAAGGACUGGUCGGCUCGGUAUCUGCGACCGACCAUCUCGUAGCGGGCACUGACGAAUGGCAGUUCAUCAACACGGUCAGGAAAGUGGUGAGACAAUGUUCCGCGGACACUUCACAGCUGCCAUGACUGCGGGAGGACCAAUUUCAGCAGUCUCUGAUGAGCAUGAGCGGUGUCCCUGAUCUCCGAUUCUACCCCUACACGCCGGUAGCAGAUCCACGACUGUCGGGGAGCCGAACCGAACCUACGCGACGGACCGAGUCCGCGCGCCACAAAUGUACAUACCACACUUGUCUCCGUCAAGAAUUCGAGGUGGCCGACUUCAUCGUACGCCUCCUCGAUCCUGUUUCUGCAAAGCGCACGACGUGAAGGGGUUGUAGACAUGCGUUUUCACUCCUACCCCGAGUCGGUCUCUGAAGUUAGUGUACUUUGUUUUCCACCCGUCUCAGUUCUGCUCUGUAUUUUCUACUAUCUUGGCGUACGAGUGCAAAGCUCAGAUUAAUAGCUGUGGAAUCUUCGACGCAACUUACGUGCCAUACUUUUGGUUUCGAAGAAUUGGAGCUCCUUGCACUGGAAGGAUAUGUACACCGGUCGUAGGCUUUAGGGGCGAGUUACCAGCCGUCAAGAGAGAGAAAGGCCUUAAACCGCAGUUGGAUCGUAAGUUUUCUUUCCUGUGUUACGGUAGAGAGGAAGCUGGGAUUUACGUGUACAGUCGUGGAUAGAUCAUGGACAUUGUAACGUAGUUUCUGUCCCUUAUUUUCUUGUGAGAUAUGUCGAUCGAUGGAGAUCGAAUAGAGAUUGUACAACUAUUCGGGAAGGUUAGUAAAAGU